This is a messenger RNA of Corticium candelabrum, 339 nucleotides long. RefSeq lists its product as uncharacterized. The coding region runs from base 1 to 339 and encodes 112 amino acids. NCBI's taxonomy places the organism in Eukaryota, Metazoa, Porifera, Homoscleromorpha, Homosclerophorida, Plakinidae. The record is from RefSeq and is a predicted model, not a curated record. Gene Ontology annotation, biological process: DNA replication. Gene Ontology annotation, cellular component: replication fork. The transcript has a single exon.
AUGUCGGAUUCUGUGCAGUAUCCAACCGAGUUCCUAAAUUCCUUAGACCUUCCUGGCAUGCCACCGCAUAAUCUUAAAUUGAAAGUGGGGUGCCCGGUUAUGCUUCUCCAAAAUCUGGAUGCUCCCGAUCUUUGCAAUGGAACACGACUCAUCAUUAAACAGAUUUUGCCGCACGUUCUUGAAGCCACCAUACUGACAGGACAAGCUCAAGGAAAAGACAUCUUCAUACCAAGAAUACAACUCAUACCAUCGGACUUUUCCUUUCAAUUUAAACGACUGCAGUUUCCACUAAACGUUUGCUUGCAAUGUCCAUCAAUAAAUCACAAGGUCAAUCAUUGA